GGCACCAAGCCUCAGCUUUAAAGUGAGCCGCAUGGGCGGCAGGAGCCUUUUGCAAUUUGCAAAGCCCAAGCAUUGGGCAAUCGUGGUUUCCUCUGGAGGGGAGGAACUCAGGCUCGCCAGCCCCAUCCCUGGGCUUCUGGGCCUCAGCCGCUCUGGCAUGGAGAAUGUGGUACAGCCUUCAGUGUUUGUGGUGGAUGGACAAACGGACAUUCCAUUCAGACGCCUGGGACAGAACCACAGGAGGCAGCGCUGCGGCAUUGGCCAAGUCAACCUGGUCCUGAUACUGCUGCUGGGCGCCGGGCUGGCUGCUCAGGGCUGGUUCCUAUUGAGACUGCACCAGCGACUUGGGGACACAGUGACUCGCCUACCGGACGGAGACGCAGACUCCUGGGAGAAGCUGACCCAAGAGCGGCGGCGGUCUCAACAGGCCAACCCAGCAGCACACCUCACAGGGGCCAAUGCCAGUUUGAUAGGCAAGGGUGGACCUCUGCUAUGGGAGACUCACCUUGGCCAGGCCUUCUUGAGGGGCCUGAGAUAUCACAACGGGGCCCUGGUGACCACGGAAACCGGCUACUACUAUGUGUACUCGAAAGUACAGCUGAGCGGCAUGGGCUGCCCCCAGAGCCUGGCCAAUGGCGUUCCCAUCACACACGGGCUGUAUAAACGUACAUCCCGCUACCCUAAGGAGCUAGAACUGCUGGUCAGUCGGCGGUCACUCUGUGGCCGGGCCAACACCUCGCGAGUCUGGUGGGACAGCAGCUUCCUGGGCGGUGUGGUGCAUCUGGAAGCAGGGGAGGAGGUUGUGGUUCGUGUACCUGGGGACCGCCUGGUCAGACCACGGGAUGGCACCAGGUCCUAUUUCGGAGCAUUCAUGAUCUGAAGUCCAUGGUAACGAUGGAUUGAUGGCAAGGGGGCACCUCUCCGAGACAGACCUCACACCCAGCAAGCAGGGAUCUUGGAGUUCCCUUUAAGAAUCCCCAAAUUCUGCAGGUGGAGCCCAGGGACCAUGUAGAAUGCUGACCUGCCUUGGGAAAUCUUCAAAUUGAAGACUUGGGGUGUGGACCCCAGGAAUGUAGGGUCAGCCCAUUUGCCUGAUAUUCAGGAAGAAAGAAUGAAGCUGGGGUAUUUAUGUGUCUGAUGACCACUGUGGACUCAGAGCUUCUGGGCUUAUAGGCUGGAGACGAGAAACCUCCUCAGGGUGUCAGGGGACCCUGGCCACUGCCACAGAUGGUCUGCAUUUGGUUUCCAGCCACUAGGGCAGCAUUGGCUAGCUGGCUGUGACCGGCCUGGGGCCAGCUCCUGAGCACAUGAAUUCUUCAGGGAUACUCUGAUGGGACCUCGGUACUCGGCCCAAUGCAUGGCUAUGACAGACUCUCCAGAAAUGAUGGGGAAAGGAAGGGAGGGAAGGAGGGAAUGCCGAAGAGAAGGAAAGACGAAAGGUAGAAAGAAGGAUGGAUUAAAGAGAGAAGAGAGGUGACCCCCUCCAGAGCACUUUAUUGCAUACACUUAGAACAGAGUGCUUCAGACCUGCAGAACGCCUGGAGCUGAUGGGAGUGUGAGAUGGCUCAGAGGAUAGAGAGCUUGCGGCUCUAUCAUGAGGAUCCAAGUUCAAGUACAGAGACAGAUGUGGUGGUGGGCACCUGCAGCCCCAUCAGUGGGGAAGGGAGGGAUGAGCUUGCUGGCCAAGCAGUCUAGCUGAAUUGGUGAGCUCCAGGUUCAGUGAGAGACCUCCUCAAAGAAAGCAGACAGCUCCCAAAGAUGACAUCUGAGGCUGUCCUCUGGACCCCACGUGCAGGA
Messenger RNA from Myodes glareolus (Bank vole), 1797 nucleotides. RefSeq names its product TNF superfamily member 14 (gene Tnfsf14). Gene Ontology annotation, molecular function: tumor necrosis factor receptor binding. Gene Ontology annotation, biological process: immune response. The record is from RefSeq and is a predicted model, not a curated record. Lineage: Eukaryota; Metazoa; Chordata; Mammalia; Rodentia; Cricetidae. Gene Ontology annotation, cellular component: membrane.